AAGUUAAUUGCGUGCGGUAGCCGCUAGUAUUGUGAGUGCGGAAGGGGCGCGGCUUGGAUUGGAUGCAGGUUAUUCCAUUUCCUCGGCCAGUAGGCGCCUCUCUACACCUGACUGAAUAGAUCUUCACAAAGUUGCCGAAAUGCUGAGUUUGGGAAGUGGAGGAGGAAAAUCUACAAAGCCGUCUUUUGUCUCUUAUGUCACCCCAGAGGACAUGAAAAUAAAAGAAAAAGAGGAGGGCUUAAGAUCAAAGCAUCCAUAUUUACUGCCAGGUGAAGUGGUGUUCUGCAGUGCGAACCAUGUGCUGAAAUACACCCAGGAGGAUGCGUCGCAGCGCGGCGUGUACGGGACUCUGCUCUGUACCAACUUCAAGAUCGCCUUCAUCAGUGACGAGAGCGCUUCACAAGAGACGGCACCUCCAUUUAGGAAUAAGCUUUUAAGUGAAAAUGAUAUUCCCCUGACGUGUGUGGACCACAUCUACGGAGUGAGUGAUGAAAAGAAAAAGCUGAUAAUAGGAGGUCAAGUGAAAAGCAAGUACCCUUCAAAACUUAUAAUCCAGUGUAAAGAUUUGAGAGUCUUUCACUUCUCGUUGACAUACGCAAAAGAAGAGGAAGCUAAAAAGAUAUUCCAAGGAAUUGUCCACCACAGCCUUGAACCCAAGUCUCUCAAAUGUGUUUUUGCUUUUUCUUACUGUGAAACAGCAUCACCAUCCCAAGCCUCUCGGAAAAGCAGUCUGACUUUAAUGUUUGAAACGAAAGAGGACUGGAGCGUGGAGCUGGGCCGCACUAAAGGGAAUUGCAAAGUGUCGAGUGCCAAUGCGGACUAUGUUAUCUCUGAGAAGCUGCCACAGUUCUUUGUCGUCCCCUUUGCUGUUUCAGACGACGAUAUUUUGAGAUUCCUCGGUAAAGGAAUACCUUUCUGGUGCUGGUCCCAUCACAGUGGCUGUGCUCUUUUUAAAAUGGCUUGUUUACCCACCAUUCAGGAGGAUGGUAUUUCACAGAAAUACAUGCACAGGAUGCUUGAUGCUGUUACCCAGGACCAGCUCUGUCCAGUGAAAAUAGAGGACCUGUCCAGCUGCCUCCCUGCCCUUCAGGACCUCCAGCUGUCAUACAAUAAGUUCAAACAGCUCUUCCUGAUUGAUAGUACUACUGAAUUUUGGGUAUCUGAUAUGAAAUGGUUUUCUUCAUUGGAAAAUUCUGGCUGGCUGGAAAUCAUCAGGCAGUGUCUUAUGAAAGCAGUUGAGAUUGUAGAUUAUCUGGAAAGUGCGCACACCAGUGUAUUGAUCGUAGAGAGCUUCUUUGUCCCUGCUGUUCCAGAGGAGCACUGCUCAGACCUGUGCUGCGUGCUGUCCAGCCUGGUCCAGAUUAUGCUGGAUCCCUAUUACAGAACCCGCUCCGGCUUCCAGAGCCUCAUUCAGAAAGAGUGGGUGGCAGGCGGCCAUAGCUUUCUUGAUCGUUGCAACCAUCUUUACCAGAAGGAAAAGGAGGUGCCGGCUCCGGUGUUCCUGCUGUUCUUGGAGUGUGUCUGGCAGUUACUCCAGCAGCAUGCUCCUGCAUUUCAGUUUUCAGAGACAUACCUGACUGUCCUGUCUGACAGCAUCAACAUUCCUCUCUUCAGCACGUUCCUCUUCAACUCGCAGCACCACAGAGAUACAGCUAUGAAGCCAGGUCACCCCGAAGCACAAAGGAGCCCUUUGAAUUUCCCCUCUGUGUGGGAUUGGUCACUGCAGUUCGAUUGCAAAGCCCAGUCUCUCUUCACUAACCCCCUUUAUGUAGCGAAGCCCAUACAAGACAAAGCCCUGAGGAAAACUUCUCACCAAAAGCACCAGAGACAGCUGUCUUUGCCAAAUACUUUGUCCAAGCCUUCUCCAAGGAAGGGCUUCUUUAAGGAAGAAACAGAUAACCUCAAAAAGAUUUUUUUAGGCAAGAGGAUCAGCAAAUGGCUGAACCCGACGGAGAGCUCCAAGGAGUUGUACGAGUCCUGGCAGAGGAAGCCUCUGGAUUACCAGGGCCUGCUACUGCCCUACCUGGACGGCCCGUCUGUCCGAGUCUGGAUGCAGCGGUACCUGCGCUGGGUUCCUGAGGCCCAGAUCUUCGGAGGUGGUUCAAUCACGACUGUCAACAGAGUCUUGGAGCUGGCCAGCGAGAUCCAGGACCUGCAGAAGGAGGUCGAGAGGCGCUCCUGCAGAAUGAACUCUUCCACUGCGUGGACGCAGGUCUACUCUGGCCCUCCCUUGUCUGCCCGCCUCUCUUCCUUCCCUUUCACUGCCACGCAUGCCUGGUCUUUCAAACCUGCCAUCCCAAGCAGCAUUCGGCAGAGUCUGGGCUCCGUGAGCAGCCUGGCUGACAAGGAGGACGAUGACUGUCAGGGUUCAGGUGUGCUUUAAGAGACACACAAUCCUGUUGAUUUUCAUUGCCGUGUUUAAGAACGUGUACGAACGAGAGGAGGCUGUUUGGCCCAUUCGAGCUCGUCCUGGUUUCUAGUUGCUGAUUGAAAACAAUCCUUGCGCAUUUGAACUGCAAAGAUCUUCACGUGUAAGAAGAGGAGCAUGAGAAUCCAGAACAGUUCUAGAAUUGGGUGACUAAUCAGUGUUUCCAUUUGUCUUAUAACCCUUCAUAUGGAUGCAUGUCAUAUAAUCAAGUCUGUAGUGUUAAUUGAGCCCUGCAGCCUCAGUCAUUCUUCAUGUCUAGUAAAAUAGGAUUCCUGAGGCAGUGUGUGACAUUCUUGCAUAGUUUACCAUCCUGUACACCAGUAUGUUGUAGGCUCCUGCAGGUAGUUUGAAUUGAUACAGGAAACCUUGUGCUUUUAAUCGUUUUAUUUUAAUCACACAAGGACAUUUUUAUGUACAAAAAACCUUCAAAAAAAACAAACUGCGUCAUAAAAAACUAUUUACCUUUGUUUUUAUAACAGCAGAUUGCUUUUCACACAUUUCACCAAAUAUAAUGCACAAGUAUUUGCACUUCAAUUCUGCACAAUAAUUCUGUCUUACCUUUGGUUGUAUGUAUUGUAAAUAAAACAAGUCACAUUCUAGUAUGAAACUACCUUCUUGAAAAGGUUGCUUUUGAUACCAUUUUAAAUAGUAACUGAUGCUGGCUUUACAUGUUAAGGUGCAAUCCUAUUUAAUGAAGAAUAAUAAUAAUCUAAACCUUGUUCUACAGUAGAAAUGCCCUGCAGAAAUAGCAUGUAUUUAUUCAGCUGCAGCCUGGUCAUGGCUACUAUGAUUAUAAUGAGGAGUUUAUUAUCCUGGCCAGCUAUAUACAGCAGUGUGCACAUGUAUUAGAACACCCCAUUGCUUCUGUAGUUCAGCAGUGUGCACAUGUAUUAGAACACCCCAUUGCUUCUGUAGUUCAGCAGUGUGCACAUGUAUUAGAACACCCCAUUGCUUCUGUAGUUCAGCAGUGUGCACAUGUAUUAGAACACCCCAUUGCUUCUGUAGUUCAGCAGUGUGCACAUGUAUUAGAACACCCCAUUGCUUCUGUAGUUCAGCAGUGUGCACAUGUAUUAAACACCCCAUUGCUUCUGUAGGUUUGAUUUGUUGUGCACAUGAACACAAACCACUGGAAUAGAAAACCUUGGAAAAUUCUCAAAAUAGACAAAUUAGUGGUUGUCUAAUUUUAAUUGAUGACUUUAAUAGGCCACUCAUGCAAUUUUUUAAAUAGGAAGAGAAAAGAAACACUAAGCCACACAUGGUGAAAUGCAUGAGACUUUUUAGAAGUUUAAUAUGCCUAAUUAAAGCAUAGAGCUGUCUUAACAUUUUCACACAAGUGCCUAUUGUUUCUAUAUUACUUGCAUGAAAUUGAAAUUCUCACACCCACAGGUUUUCAUACAGGUAGAUAUUGUGGUUUGGGGUCUUUUUUUUUAAUUGUUCUGUUAUUGAAACAACAAUACAAAACUAUUAAUGAAAAUGCUUAUCACAUUUAACAAAGUGACCAUAAAAGCAUGUAUUUUAAAUUUGGAUAUGAUAAUAAUGUUUUAAACAAAUUUAAAAUUUGCACUGCCUUUUUUUUUUGAUGAAUCCAUCUAAAACAGAGAGUUGUGAAUAAUGUCAAUGCUGUGCGGUGGUCUAUGCUGCAAGUCCUUACACUGUUCUCUUUCGCAUUGGCUGCUUCAUGUCUUUAAUACUAUUGAUGUAUUCUCUGAGUAAUAAUGCCCUCAAUUCUACAUGUGUAGAGGUUGGGGUGGCAUGUAAACAGAAAUUGUUUCCUUAAACAGUUAAUUAUGGGUCAGUAACCUAAUUAAAAGUUGUAGUAUCCCACAGUCAACUAUAUUCCUUCAUGUCUGUUAACAUAGCCUGCUGUUCAAUGUAUACAAAUAAAUAAAUUCAACUUGAGGCACCUUUUAAAAAUGUGACACUUGCACUCUCGUGCUACGCACACGUCACUUCAUUUAAGCUGCACUGUUUACCAGCCUUUAUGUUCAUUUCUUUAUGUCGUCACUGUGUGUCAAGGAAUGAAAGCCUUAUAUUUCAGAGAGCACUGCAACAGAAAGGGGCCUCUAUGCAGGGUGAACCUGAGUUUUGCUACUGGUUUAUAUAAGCUAUAUAAGAUCAAAUAUCCUAGUGAUUUUUAAUAGAUGUGUGGUGUUUUUUUUAUAUAAAUCUCUCCUAUUCAUGUGUACAACUGUAUUUAAUCACAGUGAUAAACACUGAAAUGUUUUAUAGAACAGCACUGAUGAUGAUAUUAUGUAAAUAAAAAAAUGAGGACCUUGGCUUAGCUUGGUGUGUUAUUGGAUAGUGUAGCGGGUGAAGGAUGUUUUUGUUUUUUUUCAUGUGUACUUUAUGUAAUUACUGUUAAAGAUUCAUUGAUCUAGUUUUCAAUAAAGACACUGAAAACAUGAA
Messenger RNA from Acipenser ruthenus (sterlet), 4834 nucleotides. RefSeq names its product myotubularin-related protein 12-like. The record is from RefSeq and is a predicted model, not a curated record. The coding region runs from base 140 to 2383 and encodes 747 amino acids. Lineage: Eukaryota; Metazoa; Chordata; Actinopteri; Acipenseriformes; Acipenseridae. The transcript is spliced from 16 exons.